Molecule: messenger RNA, 1422 nt
Organism: Beta vulgaris subsp. vulgaris (sugar beet)
Lineage: Eukaryota; Viridiplantae; Streptophyta; Magnoliopsida; Caryophyllales; Amaranthaceae
Product: probable carboxylesterase 1
Exons: 1
Coding region: 195-1133 (312 amino acids)
Molecular function (GO): hydrolase activity
Source: RefSeq, a predicted model, not a curated record
UCUAUCUAGAAAUUUCAGUAAUCACGUGAAAUCAACUGCCAAAAUCAGACCCUUAUCAUUGCCAAUAUUUAACCACAAAACCAGUAAUCUCACCGCCUCAUUUACAAAGCCAAAUUUUCUUUCCAUUUCCAAAUCUUUCAUUCACUCUCACAGUCUCACUACAAAUCUAGAUCACAGAAUAGCAAACCAAAACCAUGUCUUCCACCACAACCAACACAUCUGAUUCUGAAUUCAACUACUCAGAAUCAGACAUCGCCCAAAAAUUCCUCUUCUUCAACGUCCUCAAAGAUGGUCGUAUCCAUGUCUUAUCACCUCCUACCACAAAUGUCCCUCCUUCCUGCAACUCCACCGCCAACGUCUUAACCAAAGACGUUAACAUCUCCGAAUCCGUCUCUGCCCGUAUCUUCCUCCCUUCCUCCGCAUCCACAGCUGACAAACUCCCUGUUCUGCUGUACAUCCACGGGGGUGGCUUCUGCAUGAUGUCCGCCUUCAACGAGGAUUACACACGCUUUGUCUCCCACGUUGCGGCUGAAGCCAACGUCAUUGGCGUAUCAGUUGAGUACGGCCUCUUCCCCACGCGGCCACUCCCCGCAUGUUACGACGACUCAUGGGCUGCGCUCCAAUGGGUAGCGGCUCACAGUAAGGGAGAAGGACCUGAUUCUUGGAUCAAUGAUUACGCUGAUCUUGGCAGAAUCUAUGUUGGUGGAGAUUCUGCAGGUGCGAAUAUAUCUCAUACUUUGUUAGCUAAGGUGGGGUCUAUUGGACUUGGUUAUGAGGGUGCAAAGGUUGAAGGGAUGAUCUUAAUUCAUCCUUAUUUUGGGGAGGAUGAUAAGAUGUGGAUGUAUAUGUGUCCUACAAAUGAAGGACCUAAGGAUCCUAAGAUGAAGCCUGCUGUAGAGGAUUUGGCUAGGAUUGGGUGUGAUAGGGUGUUGGUUUUGUUGGCUGAGAAUGAUGGAUUGUAUGGUGUAGGGAAGAUGUAUACUGAAGAAUUGAUCAAAAGUGGGUGGAAAGGGAAGUUGCAGAUUAUGGAGAAUAAAGGAAAGGAUCAUUGUUUUCAUUAUUCUAAUUAUUUGGAUCUUGAAGCUAUUGCUAUUAGGAAACGGAUUGCUUCAUUUAUCCAUAAUCAGGGUUAAUUGACCAAGACGAGAUUGAGGUGUUGUAAAGUGUGAACUAUAGGUUACAGGUUCGACCCUCUUCCUUUCUUUGUACUGCCUUCGUGGCUCAUAUGGAUAAAAGAAAAAAUUUAAAAAAAUAAUCAGGGUUAAUUAGUAUGGAUCUGGAUGUAUGUAUGAUGAUGGUUGUCUAAUGAUUUCAAUUGGCUAUAUUCAGUGGGCAUUGUUUUUUGUUCUUGUUGUGUAAUAGAAUCAGCUUGGUUCCUGUACCUAUGUGGAAUGUGGCUAUGUAGAUGAAUAUUUUCGUUUA